AUGGAGAAGCGACUCCCGCCCUUGAUGCCGUCUCCCUCCACGGUCAUCCACCACAGAAGCGACGACAAGGUCAGCUUUGCCCGCCAAAAGCGUCGGCAGGUAGCCUCUGCCUGUCUGAAUUGUCGUAAACGUAAGGAGAAAUGUGACGACAAGAGACCAACAUGUGGUGCCUGUGCUCGCAGAGGCGUCACUUGCAACAAUGAGAGCAAGGACGACGAGUCAGCCAAUUGCAUAGCAUUAAGGCAUCGCAACAUGUCUCUAAGACAAGAAAACGAGCAACUUCGCGAUCUUUUCAAGUUGCUGCAUAAUUUGCCGACUGAGGAAGGACAAGAAGUCAUUGCAAGGUUGAAAGUUGCCGACGACCCUAUUCAGGUGCUGAGGGCCGUUCAGGAGGCCACCUUGUUGAUAAACAAUCCAAAUUCAAGGUCGUACUCCGCUCUUAUGGACUCGAGGCUGGAAAGAUUGGACCUUCUUGCCUUACGGGAGAACGCAAUUCGCGUGGAUGCGAAACCAUGGACUGCAGUCGCGAGUGACGGUAUAGUGUCGGAGCUGGUUUCGUCGUUCUUCAACUGGGAAAACAGUUUUUAUGUGCCGAUUAUCGACAGAGAUGCAUUUUUGGAGGAGAUGCGGUCAGGGAAUCCCGCAACAGCCAAGUAUUGCACCCCUUUUCUUGUCAAUGCCAUUUGUGCGGACCGAUGUUAUACUUCUCGCAGAACAAGGGCCUUCAGUGGUGUAAGCAAAAAGGACUUAGGCGAUGAGUUUUACAAUGAAGCCAAAAAGCUGCUUCACCUUGAAAAUGGUCGAGUGUCUGUUCCGACAGUUCAAGGGCUUGCAUUGUUGUUCGCUGUAGCUUGCUAUCGAGGUACUGACAAACUUGGUCAGAUAUAUCGAUUGGCGGCCUAUGACAUGUUUCAUAGACUCGAUGUCGAUGCUAUGCAUGAACAAGCCAAAGAUGACCCCCUGAAAGCCCGUGAUCGGUCGGUUUUAUGCCGUCUAGCUUGGGGGCUUUUUAUCUAUGAGAGUAUUGUUGGAUACAUCUAUUUUCAAAAAUCUUCCCUUCCACCACCAAAACUUCCACGCUGUUUUGAGCCCCCGCCUUCUGCAAAUGACGGGCCAGCACCCAAUGUUGACCUCUUUGGCAACCUCCACACCAAUGAGAGCAAGUCGCCUCCUUUGAUUAGAGGCGCUCUAUAUCUGGCUUGCGACAUAACGGUCAUGCUUUAUGAAUCAAUGGAAUGGAACGAGACAGCCGAAGACAAAGGAAUAGUGGGCAGUGAGGAAGAUCUGGAGAAGCGACGAGAGAAGAUGGCCGAAGUACGACAAUGGAGGGCGAACUUGCCUCCAAACUUGCGAGACGAUACCAACUUUACACCACAGACGUGUUACCUACGGGCAUACAUGAAUGAGGUCCUCUUUAGCAUCCUCAAACCACUACCUGCAAACACCGAGGUUGAACCUGGUUGGACUGUCAAAGCGCUUCAACUCAACUUUUGCAAGAUAGACAUCGACAAUAUGGAGCGCUUCGUGCAAGUGUACACACUCCGCGACUACGCGUGUAUCAACAUUUGUGGUGCCUAUAAUUCCAUCCUGAUCCUAGUUCAGUACCUGGCAGAUCCCACCGUGCACCAAAUGUUCGCCAAAGCGGCCUAUCUCAUAGGGGAGACUGGUGGGGAUUUCCCCAUGUGCCGGUUUAUUCUGCUGGCCAUCAGGGCAAUGGCAUGGCAAGCAAAAAAUGCACUACCUGCAAAUGCCAAGGCCUAUUUUGCCAACUUGGACGAGGGGAAGAACUACAGGGACAUCAGCUUUGGAAUCCCGGAGGAAGACAAGAAGAAAAUGGUGGCGCAACGAGGCGAACCAAGGCCGACUCAUAAAGGGGAUGAUAUGGGCACCUUGCUGUUCAGAUGGAGUGCCAUGUCUAUCGAAUAG
Messenger RNA from Pochonia chlamydosporia 170, 1926 nucleotides. RefSeq names its product C6 transcription factor. NCBI's taxonomy places the organism in Eukaryota, Fungi, Ascomycota, Sordariomycetes, Hypocreales, Clavicipitaceae. Gene Ontology annotation, molecular function: zinc ion binding; DNA-binding transcription factor activity, RNA polymerase II-specific; DNA binding. Gene Ontology annotation, biological process: regulation of DNA-templated transcription; DNA-templated transcription. The record is from RefSeq and is a predicted model, not a curated record. The transcript has 5 exons. Bases 1 to 1926 code for a protein of 641 amino acids.